AUGGAAACUAGAAUGAGAAAGAAGCCAACGAUAAAGCACAAGAUAGUCCUCUUGGGAGAUAUAGCAGUUGGAAAGACAUCAAUUUUUCAGAGGUUUAUUGAAAAGGAUAUGUCAAAAGAUCAUAAUCCGACCAUUGGCUGUUGCUACAACUUUAUUAACAUAGAAGAAAAGGAUUAUACUAAACGUAUAGAGUUAUGGGAUACUGCUGGGCAAGAGCGAUUUCACUCUUUAGCAGCUCUAUAUUAUAAAAAUGCUCAGGCUGCUUUAGUUGUGUAUGAUGUCACAAAUAAAAAUUCGCUCACUCAAGCUCAAAGAUGGAUAGAUGAGUUGAAUGAAAAGGCAAAUCCCAACAUCCUCAUAGUAUUAGCAGGAAAUAAGGUAGAUCUUGAAGAUGAGAGAGUUAUAACUAAGGAACAAGGCAGUAGUUUUGCUGAGCAAUAUGGGCUGAUGUUCAAAGAAGUCUCUGCCUUCAAGAGCAUCAACAUCAAAGAACUUUUUGACCAAAUAGUAGAAAAAUUACCUACCAAAGAAGCAUUAGAUAAAUUAAGAGGGAUUGAUGGCGAAGGAGACCCAACUAAUGGAACUACAAACUUACGUGAUAGGAAAACUGAAGAUGAAGAAGAAGGAUGAGUAGGCUCUUGAAUAAUAUAA
Molecule: messenger RNA, 651 nt
Organism: Moneuplotes crassus
Lineage: Eukaryota; Ciliophora; Spirotrichea; Euplotida; Euplotidae
Source: the annotation of a GenBank genome assembly